This is a messenger RNA of Chlamydomonas reinhardtii, 1770 nucleotides long. RefSeq lists its product as uncharacterized. The record is from RefSeq and is a predicted model, not a curated record. Lineage: Eukaryota; Viridiplantae; Chlorophyta; Chlorophyceae; Chlamydomonadales; Chlamydomonadaceae. The coding region runs from base 658 to 1434 and encodes 258 amino acids. The transcript is spliced from 3 exons.
CCUUUGUAAAGAGCAUGAAGCGCCAUAUGACGCUGGGCAUUACCUCUGAGGUCGGUUGGCGCCUCCAGGGUUCGCGCCGGUUCGGACGCUCGGCCCGGCAUGGAAAUUUGUUCACGCGCGGCCAGCACAGCACGCGACAUCUACUGUAUAUUAUGCAGCUAGCCUUGCUUCGCCUAUCGAUCCGGCACGGGGGACAUAAAGACCGGUCCGGCUGCCGCGAAAACGUCUGCCCCGAAACUUGCUGCGACUUCACCACCUCCUUUAAUAUGCGUGCCUUUCUGUGCUUAGAUUGAACAUAAUAUAUAGCUUAAUUUUUGAAUCCUGCAAACGCUGGCGCUGGCCCAUUCCAAUUUUGCAAGUUGAACCGUUGCCGUAUAUGGCCGCGUCCAUUUCCGUGUCCGUCGCGGCCUGCCUCCUUUAAUUCAUAUACAUACUUUCUACACAAGCACCUGGACGUUUACCAGACGUUACCCGGACUUUUAGCAACACUGCGCGCCUGAACCUGACACACCCGCUUUGCAAAUUGGCGACUAUCUUUCUUCGCUGUCACUCUCGCGCUUGCCUGCCAAUUGAUAUCAUCUUAAUUCUUAACGCUGGACGUACUGCUUUGAGCUCGACGACUUGCGAGACUUCGCGCGUCUGGAAACAAAUUGUACAAUGCCGCUUGCUUUCCUUGAGCCGGCUGAGGAGGUCUCUGGCGACAACUUCACGUUAUCAGCUAGCACCUCGACAUGCCACCGCGCGACGACCAGCAAGGCCACCAGCUUCUGCCCCGACGACGACGCCAUGCUUGAAAGCAGCGUACUGACCCGGAAACGCGUGGCGAGCGGCGACGUGAUGCAUUGCGCGGCACCUCUCGCAGCUUCCGACGGUGCUUGCGCAAGAGCAGCGGCCGCAGCUGCGGCCGCUGCUCGCUGCCCCCGCGACGGCGACGCCAGCCCCUGCACCUCCGCUGACGCCAGCCCCGCGCCUAGCUGUUCUGGGUCGCCCGCCUCGUCUACCUCCACUCGCUCCGACCUCAGUAGCCCGCCCGCCUGCAGCGAUAGCGAUGCUGACAGCGACAUGUGCUGCUUCGCCCGCGGCGGCGGAGCUGGCGGCUGCGUGGCGCUGGAGGAUGGGUUGCUAGAGCUCAGUGAGCGCAGCGGGCCCGAUAGCAGCAGCAGCGGCGAUGACGAUGAUGAUGAUGAUGGCAACAGCGGACACUUCGGGGCGGCCAGCCGGUACUGGGCAGCGGAGGGCGACGCCAACUGCGCAAAUAGCGCAGGGUGCAGCGGCCAGCGGGCGGAUGCAAAGCGGCGCUGCGUUGGCGCCACGGGCGCCCCGCCGGCGCAGCUGGCGGCGGUGGGCGGGCUGGCGGGCUCGCACGUUGUGUGCGUGCCCAAGCACCUGUGGCGCGCGGACGACCUGAUCGGGCGCAAGAUGGUGCUGUUUUGAAUGUACUACUGGGAAUGUACUUGUGGCGGCCGGGGAUGACAAACGACGAGGAGUGCGAGUGCAACAGAGUGUGCGUUCAGGAGUGACUUUCAAACCAGGAACCGGCAUGCGGGGACAUAUUGUCCCCACCGAUGAUGCCAGGUUGCCAUUUUUGCAGGCUAUCACUGUUUACCCGCUAUGUAUGUAGUGCGGACACAGAACUCCCAGACUUUCUUUCUUCAACUUUCUUUUCUUCCUCUCUUGGCUUCCUGAUUGAUCUGAGGAAAGCAGGUCACCUUCAAUAGGAUAGAGAUUAAGAUAUAAGCGAUGAAAGUUCACCUGUAAGCUAAAGCUUCC